CCAUUUCCAGCCAUGUCCUCUAGUCUGUCAUUCUACUCUACGCCCCCCGCUGCUGCUGCACCAACGACAAGUAAGGUUAUUCGCAAAAGGUCAAGCAAAGCCUGUGAGCAAUGUCGAACGCUCCGCAUCAAGUGUGGGGGAAAUGUACCUUGUGCUCCUUGUGUUGCUUCGGGAUUACCAGAUCAAUGUAUAAUCCGUCUGAAAGCUAGACCCAGGAGGCAAAGCAAUGUCAAAUCAGCCCGGUCGAUCUUAGAGCAGGAGCCCCUGAUGGCCAGCCCUAUCGCAGAGUUCAGCAGUAGUGGGACUGGAGGCGAUGAAAGGUCGUCAAGACCAUCAGCGGUACCGGGUCCAUCAAAUACUGCCGCCUCGACAUCUGUCGAAAUAUAUCCCAGCCCAUCCACUUCCCUCAAUGAAGGGUCAGUAUGCUCAGACAGUGCUCGACAUGUCAAGCACAACCCGUUAGACAUUAUCGAGACCACCUUAAAUGGAUGGUGCCAAGACACCGGUGAUUACAAAAGCCUCUUGAAUCUCAACGACAAGCUGAUCACCGACGGCGAUGUUCACAGGCAUUCCCAUCUCCAGUCUCACCUUCAAGCUGGAGUCCCGUAUCGCACCCCUCAAAGGCCCCCCUCUUCCCGGCCCAUCUCAUAUCAUAGCCUUUGAGGACAGCCUCAUACAGCAGCUGCUUGCUAUCCCCAAAUACGACGGUUUCCGAGCGGUCGAUCAGUCUCGACUCUUAUCCCUGUACUCUCGAUACCGAGCCAUUCCCCACUCCUUAACAGAGGAUCAGAAGGCCUUCAUGUACGCCAUUCUCUGUACGGGGAGAUUGAUGCAGAUACGGCAACGCUGGAGUGACGCGACGCAGGGGAGAGACAAGGAUCAGGCUGUAUCUCGAGAGGACGUGACAUAUUUCUGGCUGGCUUGCAAUGCGUUGAAGGAAUGGGGUCGAGCUUCCAUCUACGCCAUCUGGACAUUGUUUUGCCUUGUGCCAUACACCAUUGGAGCAGGUAGCAUAAGGGAGACUCAAACACUGCUCGAACAGAUGGGUUGGCAGAUCGUCCAUCUGGGUCUUCAUCAAAAAGCUACAGCAAGUUUGUAUGCGCCUUCGGAGCACGUCGGGCCCUUGAUGGCUUCCUUCUUCUAUACCGACGUAUUUGUCUCCUCUCUCAGCGAUUUGAAACCCUACAUACCUCUGCGCAAGGUCGAUGUAGAUCCCUCGCAUGUGUACAAUCUUGUCCCGGAUUGUCUAAGCAGAGCCUCGUCUUUCACGGCAGAGCUCCUAGCCGACUUCAACGACCCGGCCGUCGACACGUCAUCUUUCGCGUACAUUGCAACGAGCGAAACGAGCUGGAAUGAGGCUUUGCGUGAACUCAGAAAUGAGAAGACUGAGGCUGUUUCCAAAUGUCACGACGCGUGGGCAGAGUUCCGAUACUGCUGGCUACGAAUCCUGCUUCAUACUCCACAUAUUCAUCACCCCCUCUACUCUGCUCAGGCGUACGCUGCGAUAAGCAGAGCGAUAACUCAGAUCCUUCAAGUCUACGGCGAGCUCAUUGAAGCAGGCCAACUGAAUCCGUCAUGGCCACAGAUACAAAGGCUAGUCGUCUGUGGGCAGCUUGUGAUCUUAUGCUCUAGAUCAGGGGAACUGAGGCAUCUGGAGAUUCAAGACUUAUUCGACAGACUGGUUGAAGCACUCGAAAAGCAUGGAGCUACCUGGGAUACGUGUCUCGCGCUGGCCGAGGGGUUUCGCAAAGCUGCUCUGUCUCUUGGAUUCGAAGUCAAAGCGAAUGAGAAGCAGAAUGCGCCAAUUGCGAGCAGCCUGGAUAGCGGUAUACUGGGCUUAUUUGAUUCAGGAGCGCCGUUCAGCGGUUGGUCUUUGGACGACUUUGACCCUUCCAUGCUUUUUGCUUUCGACUAUGAGCCUAUGGAAUCGGAUGCGCAGCAGGGUGGGCCACCUUCAUAGCCGAUGAUGCAAAUAUGCGUGGCAGAGAGCGACCUUAUUGCAUGCAGCAG
This is a messenger RNA of Cryptococcus amylolentus CBS 6039, 2010 nucleotides long. RefSeq lists its product as hypothetical. The coding region runs from base 557 to 1960 and encodes 467 amino acids. The transcript has 6 exons. The record is from RefSeq and is a predicted model, not a curated record. Lineage: Eukaryota; Fungi; Basidiomycota; Tremellomycetes; Tremellales; Cryptococcaceae. Gene Ontology annotation, molecular function: DNA-binding transcription factor activity, RNA polymerase II-specific; zinc ion binding. Gene Ontology annotation, biological process: regulation of DNA-templated transcription.